This is a messenger RNA of Phialemonium atrogriseum, 2414 nucleotides long. RefSeq lists its product as uncharacterized. Lineage: Eukaryota; Fungi; Ascomycota; Sordariomycetes; Cephalothecales; Cephalothecaceae. The transcript has 3 exons. Gene Ontology annotation, molecular function: DNA binding; zinc ion binding. The coding region runs from base 83 to 2194 and encodes 703 amino acids. Gene Ontology annotation, biological process: DNA-templated transcription. The record is from RefSeq and is a predicted model, not a curated record.
AGCUUGCAUAGCACAAAAGAAGCAUCGCUCGUUAUCCCCGUCUCCACGAGGAAACGUGGCUGUGCAAUGCCUGCCGAAAAUAAUGUUCAGGUUUGUGCCCGACCAUGUUGGCGGCGUAGGAACCAAACGCAAAUCUGCACGAAAGUCAUGUGAAUCCUGCAAAAAGCGUCACAAACGGUGCUCGCACGUGAAUCAGCCCAGCUCGGCUCAGUCUCAGACCACUCCCUCUCCAGCGGGAUACUCUGGCCUCUCUCGGGAGAGGCAGACGCCGGAGAGCCAGUCCCUUGAUGACUCGCGAGCCAGCGUGGCCACUGCGCAGAGAGCAGAGGAUGAGACCAGCACACGUUUGAAGGCGGCAACCAAUCCGCGACCCGAUGGUGCAGUAGCAGGCCAACCGCCUUUGAUCUCCGAAGGCGCAUAUCUACGCUUCGUCGGCGACCUGAGCCCGGAAGCCUCCUUCCUUGCCAACCGCGACAAGGGCCCCGGCAACCACAGGGCCCCAUCGAGACGCGACAAUAUUGGCGUAUGGCUCGGACAGAAACCUGACGACCAGGGCCGCCAGACAGAGGACCAAGAUGCCGAGGUCAUCACGGUGCAGCCCUCCGGAGGCACCCCGUUCCAGCUGUCGGGCUUGGCGAGUCUGAAAGCGCUGGCACCCUACCUGCGUAGAGAAUGCAUGUCGGUGCUGCCUCCUGACUACGAGUUCGGGCGCAUAUCCGAGCUGUUCUACGCCAAGAUCGAUCCCCUCUUCCCCAUUCUGCACGGCGAGGUGCUCGAGAGCCACGACCCCCUCGAUGCUGUUGCGCUGAAGCAGUGUAUCUGCCUGCUGGCUGCGGCGGAUCCCUCGCUCAGGAGCUACCUACGGCUGCCGCCGCACACCGAGUGUGUUCUGUCCCAGAUUGAGUUUCGAAAAUGCAUCGCCGAGGCCCUGAAGCAAUCGCUGGACAUGGGUUUCAUCCGCGACAAGGUGGUCUUGCUUCAAGUCUCGGCGCUGAUGGCAUUCUACGUCGACGACAGGCCGAGCUCCAGCGAGGUAUCCGCAUACUUUGCCGCGCAGGCCGUUCAGCUCGCGCAGACUCUCGGCCUCCAUCUCGGUUGGCCCGGCGGCGGAUUGAGGACGGAGAAGUCCAGGCGCAUCUUCUGGUGCGUAUGGGUCCUUGACCGGCUGGAUGCCGCCAUAAAUGGCCGACCAAUCCUGAUCCACCGUCAAGACAUGGACGAGAGGGUUUUGGAGUCGGUUCCCGAGCAAAUCCCGUCAUUUCGGCUGUUCAUUCGCAUUGCCAGGUUCCUCGACGAUGUCAUAUCGCAGUACCGCCCCAAUGCGACGCCGGAGAGCCGGGGAAUCGCCGAGGCAACACCCAGUUUUGAGGAUCUUGUAGCCGAGACAAGCUCAGCAGAUAUCGGGAAUGCAUUACUCGCAUCCCUAGAGCUGUCCUAUCUAGCAGUAGUGAUACUACAAAGCAGACCCAGGAAACACGAGCGAAACAACGAGCGUGUUGCAAGCUCGAGCAUGCAGUCGUUUUGCGCGGCGAGCAUAGUCUCCCUAGCCUCGGAAGAGCUCAAGUUCUCCAUCACCUACUGGGCCGUCGUCCCCUAUGCGGUCUCGCUGGCCACAUCGAUUGCAUACCAGAGCCUCCGCAACAGCAGCAUACCAUACAAGCGGAAACGAGCCUACACCCUUUUCCACAGCGGCUGCGAUGUCUUGGACGAGCUCAGCAAAUCAUUCCCCUCGGCACGCACCAUGGCCCGACUGGCCAAGGACACAUUGCAGGAAGUGGAACGAGUCUCUGUGAACAGGAACAAGGCCAAGCCCCGUGAGGAACGACAGGGCAACAAGCCGCCCGAGAACAGCCACUCAGCACCACAUGCGCCGCCGGGGAUGGAGCAGAGCAAUCUAUUAUCUGAUGUGUCACGCCUGGGGCCACCCGAUCGGCCGGCGACACCGCCGCCAGUUGGGGUCAGCAACGCCUACUCUACACUCGACACUGCGUCGUCCAUGCCUCUAGACCCAAACACCAUCAAUGACUUCGCCGACGUUGCAGGAAUAUUCGACCACUUCGACCCGAGUUUCGAACUCGGCCGAGUCGAUGCGCUCUUCUCGGCGAAUCUGGACCCGACCAUGCCACUUUUUCUCCCCGAUGAGUGGACAGAGUGGACAGACAAUAAUAAUAACCAAUUGAGCCGAUCAAGCUAGAUGAACCCACCCUCGAGAUGGACUUGCACAAUCACAAUCAUCACCACUCUGUUCAGCCGUUUCAAAGCGACUCAUUCUGGAGUAACGGUGCCCGUUCGGCCGCAUCCUGCACCCGCUCUUGCCCCCCUCCGUCCUGUUCGGAUCCAGCCGGUCGACUGAGGUAGCCUGCGUAGACGACGGUGGGAUAAAAGAGAAGACUGCAUGGCGGAACAGUCAGAUG